ACAGCGUCAUGCCGUGCUUGCGUGACCGGUCUUGUAUUUAGGUCACGGAGAUGAGCCACAACAUAGACAGCCCGGAUUUUCUCCAUUGUUGUUUAUUUGGACAUUCGUUUAUGACCCGGUUGCAACGCUACAUGGACUCGAGCCGGAAUUUGAGUAAUUUGAACCUAGAUCAAGGACAGUUUCGUGUGGUAGUGCGUGCCCGUGGGGGUUUACGAAUCGACCAUGUACCCCGCUCACCGAAUAUGUUGUAUUUUACAAACAUUCCACACGUCUGUUUUAUUCAGUUGGGGGAAAAUGACAUAGCCCGUGGGACUGUGGAGCAGAUCUCUCGGGAUCUUAUCUCUCUGGCAUCCUACAUGCACCUCGGGAUAGGAAUCAAAACUGUCAUCAUUGGACAACUCUUCCGGCGUCAGCCAUGGGCGUCAUCAGCGGACUUCAAUUUCAACACAAAAGUCGUGUCUAUAAACUUGAGGUUAAAAGAGCGCUGUAUGCGAGAAGAAGGGAUAUAUUUCUGGCACCAUAGGGGUUUUUGGAGGGACCUAACCUUCUUGUCCAGAGACGGUGUCCAUUUGAAUGACCGAUCACCAAAUAGUCAUGUUGUGACCUCAUCUCCGAUGCACAAAUUUUGGAGGAGUGUCCGCUCAGCAAUUCUUCAUUAUAGACAUACUUAUACCUCACACUUCAGGUCUCAGGGAUGCCACCAAAACGACCCAAGAGAACCGGUUCGGUUACCACGUCAAAGAAAGCAAGGAGAACAUCCCGAUCAAGUUCUGCGACCGCUACAGAAGCAGCCGAGCAUGUCAAUGAUGGGUCCAACACAGCUACAGGUACCUCAGGUUCUCCAUCCCAGGACCAGGCGAUUGAUUAUGACAGACUGGCAAGUGCAAUUUUAAGACAAUCUUCGCCUCAUUCCGCAUUGGACCAAUUUCCUAAUACCCUUGCCAGUGGGGAAAAUACGACUCCCUCAUCAGCAGCGGAAAUCUCUUCUCCGGCUGUGACUCCUCAGAUUGCAGGACUGCAAGCACCUAGUACCACCACUAACAUUGGCACCUUGGUAGACCAAGUCUUUUUAGGUGAGCCAGCAGGGCAAACAAACCCCGAAUAUGGUAAUGCUAAUGUUAUCCUUUAUGAUGGUGUACCGUUAGGCUCCUCAUUAUCCUUCAAAACUAAAUCAAAGAUUUGGAAUAAUGAGUAUAUUGACUUCCGUCAAUUGUUACAUGCAAGAGAGGAACCACUAUCUCUCACUAUUUCUACUGGUGUCAUUAAUCUGCACCAAACCCCACGGUACAAAAACCCCAUUUCAGUAUCUCAAUGGACGGAUGCCUUUUUGGUGUUUACAUCCGUUUACAUUGAAAAGUUCCCUCAUCAAGCCCCACACCUCCUCAAGUAUGCCCACAUGAUACGCGAGAUACAACGCUUACAUGGGGAUAAUGCUUUCAGGUCUUACGAUGAACAGUUUCGUAAACUUAAAGAAUCUGUUAAUGUUCCCUGGCAGAACCCAAUCCAGGAAUUACGUUUAAGAGCUGCUACUCUCCCCAAAACGUAUAACAAACCAUCACAGAAUCAGUCCUUUCGAGGUAAAUUCUGUUUUCAAUACAACAAAGGUGACCAGUGUACCAGAAACCCCUGCUCCUUUAGACACAGCUGUAUGCAGUGUAAAGGAAAUCACCCAAAAUCAAAAUGCUCGGAUUCAUCAAAAUCCCAGUAUUCCUACCACAAGUCUUCCAACCCCAGUCAAAAUAGAAGAAUUGAUUAAGUUUUUGGGGGGUUACGACUUGGAAAAACUUAAAAUCCUAAAAAACGGGUUCUCAUUUGGCUUUCAUUUAGGUUGUCAGAAUCUUCCAUAUUCCACCACUUCUAGAAAUCACAGUAGUGCUUAUGAACAUCAGUCAGUAAUUGAACAAUUCAUUGCCCAAGGAAUAGAGAGUAACCGCAUUGCUGGUCCAUUCUCUUCUCCUCCCUUUGAACCUUUCAUAGCAUCUCCUCUGGGUGUUGUCCCAAAAUCUGAUCCAGGCAAAUUUAGAGUUAUACAUGACCUCUCUUUUCCAAAAAAUAAUUCAGUAAAUUCUAUGUUACCCCCUGAAAAAUCCACUGUACAAUAUGACUCCAUUGAUGUUGUCACUGACCUUGUAAAAUUUUUCGGUGAGGGUUCUUUAAUGGCUAAAGCUGAUAUUCAGGAUGCUUUUCGAAUCAUACCAAUUCACCCAGACGACUACAAAUUAUUAGGGUUUCCUGGCAAGGUCAUUACUACUAUGACAGAUGCCUUCCCAUGGGUGCAUCCAGUUCAUGCCAAAUAUUCGAAUCCCUCAGCUGUAGUUUACAAUGGUCUAUGUGUGAAAAGUUAGGGGCUUUAGGUAUGUCGCAUAUGUUAGAUGACUUCUUUUUUAUUAGGUCAAAAAAUUCCAAUACGUGUAAUAGGGAUUUAAACAAUUUUCUUAGUCUUUGUGAGAAAACGGGUAUUCCAAUCAAAAAAGAAAAAACACAUCCUCCAACCACUUGUCUGAUUAUUUAUGGGAUAGAAGUGGAUUCAAUAUCGAUGGAAUGUAGGUUACCGGAACCCAAACUUGUCAAGAUAAGAGAUCAGUUGCAAAGAACAAAGAAAAGGAAAAAGAUCACUCUCAAGCAAUUACAAUCAUUAAUAGGUCUUCUCAAUUUUGCCUGUUUAAUUGUGGUCCCUGGGCGUGCUUUUUUACGUAGACUUAUCGACCUAACCUGUGGAGUUAGAAACCCCUCCUUUUUCAUUCGCUUAAACUCCGAGGCUAGAGCGGACCUACAUAUGUGGUCCUACUUCGUGGAUAAUUACAACGGUAAAUCAGUCAUCUUACCGGAUCUGUGACAUUCUUCAGAUAAAGAACUAUUGUUCACAGAUGCGUCGGGUUCAGUAGGAUUUGCAGCGGUCUUGGGCACUGAAUGGUUUGCUUUGGGUUGGGAGGCAGCAAACGAUUUAGCCAAUCAUCAAAUAGCAAUAAAAGAGCUUUUCCCGAUUGUGUUGGCACUUGAACUUUGGGGCACCAUGCUCUCAAACAAGAAAAUUUUAUUUAUGACUGAUAACUCGGCAGUGGUACAUGCAAUAAACAAGCAAUCUUGUAAGGAAAAAACACUUAUGAAACUCAUUCGACGACUCGUCCUCACAUCCCUUACUCAUAACAUCUUUUUUAAGGCAAAACAUAUUGCUGGUAAGAAAAACACAUUAGCAGAUCAUCUUUCGCGUUUCAAAUUUCAGGAAGCAUUCACAAUAGCUCCACAUCUGAAUCAACAGCAGACACAAGUGCCAAAAGACCUUUUGAGCAUAUGAGUCCAAUCUGUAGGAAGUUAUUGGCUGCUGCCCUAUCUACAUCGACAGUUGUUGCAUACCGCCGCAGCUGGCAACUGCUCCUAUCUUGGAAAACUGAUAUAACCUUUCCCAUUUCAGUUACUGAUAUAUGCAAUUUCAUUGGCUAUUUGUUUUCCAGCAACUAUUCCUCUAGUAGUAUAGCUUCACACAUAUCAGCUGUUAGUUACGUCCACAAAGUACUGAAUGUCACUGACCCUACUCAGGCCUUUGUGACCAAAAAGAUUAUCAAGGGUUGCCAGGCAUUGGGUCCAACAAAAGAUACUCGUCUCUCUAUUACUGCUGACAUUCUACAGCAGUUGUUAAAUGCCCUAAAUCACACUGUAACCCAGUAUUUUCUUAGGAUUAUGCUACGUGCACUUUUCCUGCUAGCUUUUCAUGCCUUCUUGAGACUUGGGGAGAUUACAGCUAAAUCGGUCAAAUCCAGUAAACAUCUUUUACAACGCCCGGACAUAAGCUUCGAAUAUCAGGGUACUACUUUGUCAGGGGUUCAAUUAAUCAUGAGGGAGUAAAAGACUAACAAGCAUCAUACUCCUUUAGUUAUUUCCCUUCAGUCGGCUACCGAUUCAGCUUAUUGUCCAGUCCAAGCCUUGUUCACCUACCUGCAGUUCUUCAAUCACAGGGUAGGUCCUCUAUUCCAAACUAUGGAUGGCUUACCUGUCACAUAUUCAAAAGUUACUUCAUACCUGAAAACCGCUAUCCAGUUCAUUGGCCUUGACCCAAACAAUUUCAAGGGACAUAGUUUUAGGAUUGGCGCUGCCACACAUGCUGCCUCUUUAGGUUACUCGCAAAACAUUAUUCAAAAACUAGGCAGGUGGAAUUCCGAUGCAUUCCGUCGGUACAUUCGCAUACAUUCCUUCAGGAUUUAAGUAUAUAUCUCAACUAGACAUACAUGUAUUCAAUACGAGACAAGGCUGUCUGUGGUUCAUGUACUCUCCCCUACAUAAAACACGCCGGUUAUCGCAUGUUUCAUACAGUUUAGAAGUAGUCUACUGUAGGCACAUGCCUCUGUUUUCAAAUACUGUGCAGAAGUAGUCUGCGGUAUAAGGUCAAUUCCCGUAGUUUUCAAAUACUGUGCAGAAGUAGUCUGUGGUAUAAGGUCAAUCCCCCAGUUUAUUCUAUGCCUAGUUUCUUGCAUGACACCUCAAUACUGGUCAGAAGUAGUCUGCUGUACAUGUAUUUAUGUCCUUAUCAUAAGUUAUCUCCAUCCCAAGUCGCGCUCAUCACCCGGCAUGACAGAAGCGGUCUGUUGCCUCAAUGCCUUUCGUCAAGACUUUUUUGCUCCAGAGGGGUUUAAUUUAGGAUUUUGUUAAUAAUUUUUCUUAUUUUAGUCGUUUGCCCUGCUGGUUGUCGUGUUGUAUCCUAAGUGAUAUUUGGGACACUGUCGUGAUAAUUUUGUUUUCUUUUGUGAUGUACAUAGUGUUUUUACUGUUUAGGUUGAUAACACAUUUAUAUCUAUAUAGUUUUUCUUUUGUACAUAGAUGCUUACUUUUCAACUGAGAAGUUCUUUUUUCAUUUUGCCAAGUCGCCUUUGGGUGGGUGGAUCCAAUAUGCUAUUGGAUUUGUGGCCUGUAGUUUUUACAUUACCCACCUUUUUUGUGGACAGGCAGGUUGUGUUGUUUAGAUAACAGAUUAGUUGAUUCUCAUAUAAUUUUAUGUGAUGUUUGUUGGGGGUCAUGUUUUUGGCCCCCAUAUAUCUUUAUGUUAGAUUUUGCUGGGGGUCAGAUUGCACAAUACUUAUCCAAAGACGUUUACCAAUGUUUUCUAGUCUUUUCUGACCCCCAUUAUUUUGUCAAGUUUCAUUUUCGUCAUUUUAUUAAUAAAUGACAUUUUUUCAAUUCAACACUGUGUUACUGGUUCUGCCUGUCAUGCCAAAAAACAAGCCUAGUCUACUUGGCAAGGUUAAGCUGAGGCUAACGGAACAUAAAUAAGUUAUUAUUUAAUACGAAGUGAAAUAAUAACUUUUAUGUGACAUGUCCAUGUAUUUUUCAUGUACUUAUAUGUUCCUAUUUUUACAUAGUUCUGUUGACAUUAUACUACACUGUUCAGGGUCUGGGUUUACCCAAGCUGCUGUUUGGAUGUUUUAAACCAAUCAGAGUGGAACCUUUCUACCAUGUGAUCAUUGUUCUUUGUUCUACUAGAAGGAGAAGCCACACAAAAUUUUGCUACGAAAAUUAUUGUUACCCACCAUCCAACCCCAGUACUACCUCCUUUGUAAUUGUUUUCUGCCUGUAUUGUUCCAUUACCCACCUGCCUGUAGUUUUUACAUUACCCACCUUUUUGUGGACAGGCAGGUUGUGUUGUUUAGAUAACAGAUUAGUUGAUUCUCAUAUAAUUUUAUGUGAUGUUUGUUGGGGGUCAUGUUAUUGGCCCCCAUAUAUCUUUAUGUUAGAUUUUGCUGGGGGUCAGAUUGCAUAAUACUUAUCCAAAGACGUUUACCAAUGUUUUCUAGUCUUUUCUGACCCCCAUUAUUUUGUCAAGUUUCUGGACAGGCAGGUUGUGUUGUUUAGAUAACAGAUUAGUUGAUUCUCAUAUAAUAUUAUGUGAUGUUUGUUGGGGGUCAUGUUUUUGGCCCCCAUAUAUCUUUAUGUUAGAUUUUGCUGGGGGUCAGAUUGCAUAAUACUUAUCCAAAGACGUUUACCAAUGUUUUCUAGUCUUUUCUGACCCCCAUUAUUUUGUCAAGUUUCAUUUUCGUCAUUUUAUUAAUAAAUGACAUUUUUUCAAUUCAA
Ostrea edulis (European flat oyster) is the source of this 6060-nucleotide messenger RNA. RefSeq lists its product as uncharacterized. The transcript has 2 exons. Gene Ontology annotation, biological process: DNA integration. The record is from RefSeq and is a predicted model, not a curated record. Lineage: Eukaryota; Metazoa; Mollusca; Bivalvia; Ostreida; Ostreidae. Gene Ontology annotation, molecular function: DNA binding. Bases 695 to 1756 code for a protein of 353 amino acids.